Neodiprion virginianus is the source of this 1200-nucleotide messenger RNA. Its product is annotated as meiosis-specific nuclear structural protein 1-like. Gene Ontology annotation, cellular component: motile cilium. The transcript has a single exon. Gene Ontology annotation, biological process: cilium organization. NCBI's taxonomy places the organism in Eukaryota, Metazoa, Arthropoda, Insecta, Hymenoptera, Diprionidae. Bases 1 to 1200 code for a protein of 399 amino acids. The record is from RefSeq and is a predicted model, not a curated record.
AUGGAGAGUAUAAACAAAAACGAAAAAGGCGCAAAGCGUUACGCGCGGAUCGGGGAUAUUCGCGAUUCCACCAAGGAUCUGAGGCAGUUGGAGGCGGCGCUGCGCGAGGCGUACGUGGCGAAGGAGUUGCGAGCUCAACUGCGCGAGGCGGAGGCUGAGCGACUCGGUGAACGAGCUCGAGACCGAGCUCAAGGCGAGGCGCUGCGGCGGUUAGCCGAGGAGGCGGCGAGGGCGUCAGAGACAGCGGCACGGAUCGAUAAAUCGGCGAGGAUCGGCUACGGUAUUGAGCUACGCGAGGCGGCAGAGGCGAGGGAGCGAAAGAGGGUCGCGAGCUACGAGCUCGAGCUGCGGGAGAGCCGGAUACUCGCUGAGGUUUCGCGAGCCGUGGAGGAGGCUCGUGAGGCGGAUAAAACGGCGGCGAAGCUCGAGCUCGCCGAGAGAACAGCGCGCGAGCUCCGCGUCUUCACCGAAGUCAGGGAAAUACGACGCAGUCAGGAGGCGGAGGCCGCGGCGAUGGAACGACGCAGAGAGCUCGAGUACGCAGCGGAGGUAGAGAGGAGGACCGAGGCAUUGCGCUUGGCUAGAAAUGAGCGCGAGCUCGCGCGAGCAGCGGUGAUUGAGGCCGUUGCGAAGAGCCUCUUAGAGGCGCGGGAUCGAAAGUUGGAGCGUCAAGAGCUCCUGGCUGAUAUUGUUGCCGAGGAACGGUGGCUCCUGGAGGAGGCGAGACUCCGCGAGGAAAAACAAAGGCGCAAGAGGGUCAGAGAGGAGGCUGCGGCCGAGCUCGAACGGCACAGGAUACUCGUCGAAGAACGGAGGUUGCGACACGCGAUUGAGGAGGAGGAAUUCGCCGCUGCUGUUAUGCGCCGCGUAAUGGAGGACGCCAGGGUUCAGAGACUAACCGUUGAGGCCAGGAGGCGGAUGCAGAUCGAGUACCGGCGCGGUCUUGAGCUCGUUAUCGAGGAGCGUAGGGCCAAACGAGCUCGUGAGGUGGUCAGACUUCAGGAAGAGCUUCGGCUCGAGAGGAUGCGAAAUGCUGCUAUUGAAAAAGGAGUCAAGGAGAUGCGGAGGAGGCUGCUUAUUCGUCACGCCGGUAACGUUGCCGAGUUUAUUGCCGACGGAGCUUUGAGCUCGGACGAGCGCGCCGUCGUUGCCGCGAUCAUUGACGCCGCCCCAAAAGAUGGAGAAAAGCCUGAUGCUUGA